UAUAGCUCGCGAGGCCCCUCGGCUGAGCCCGGUGGGAAGCCCUUGUCUCGUGCCACACAUGGUUUUUCUCCCACGGCGCGAGGGAGGGGAGGCUAUAAUGUUGUUAAACAAGUCACCCAAGAGGGCAAAGAGGCAGAGAGGCUGAACGGUCCACAAUGCAAAGUUUAAUCGCUGCUUCUGAGUUCACACGAGCCCCUCACGCGUCCUGCCUUGUCUCGGGUGUGCGUUUGUUUUCGGUUGGCAGCUGCAACAUGACUUGAGCUGCCUUAAAAUUUUAAGAGUGUUAGUGUGGUGGGGUGAAAUUGAGGUGAAAAGUCAAAGUAAAAUCUGAAAGUGGCUAAUGCGCUCUUUUUGCGGUUUCUGUGGGUUUGUGCGUCAGCUUAAAGUUCUUUUUUUCUUUUUUCUUUUUUUGCUUUAGUGGAUGCAUUUCCGCUUUGUUUGACGUUGGCUCAGAGGCUGAGAGAACCCGGCUGGAAGAGAAGUUGAAACCCUGGUGUUAAUAGUCUCACAGUCGACCCAACAAGGCCUGUUUUUAUUGCCAUAUUGACUUCUAUUGGUUUCUGUAACGUAAAAAGUCUGUUUGCACAGAAAUUAUUUGCGCAAAAGUGUCUCCACUGGCAAGAAAGUGCGCUUUAUUGCGUCAGCUUUUACACAUAAAGGGGCCCCAGAGCGGUAUUUUAUGUGACAGAGGAUUCCUCACGGGUCUGGAUACCCUGUUCGUUUUCUCCUGCGAGAGAGAGUCCUCUUUCAAUCUCCUGCUGUUCGCGCGUCGUUUCGGCUCUCCACGGAAUUUCAACGUCACUCACGGUUGCGCGAAAGGCUUCACGCUCCAUGUGUCGCCAGUCCCCUGCCUCGCGCACAUUAAUAUUCCUGUAAGUCUCAGUCAUGAAUAACAAUUACACCGUAUACCGGGGGUAGAGGAGGGAGCUCGGUGCUCACACUCAGAGCGGCGGCAGCUCCGGGCGGAGGAAGGUUCUGUAUGGAGUUGUAGAUCGGGCCGUGCCUGCAGAUACUCUUCAUUCUUACCUGGAAUGAUUUUGGCUGUAUCGGCCCUACACGCUCCGUCCUACACUGCUAUUCUACCGUGAGCCCGUUUGUGAUACACCGGCAGAAGGUUUACAGAUGUUAGUUCAUUCCUACUCCACCGCGGACCGGCAUGACGGUGUCUCGAGCCACAGCUCGCGGCUGUCCCAGCUGGGUUCAGUGUCGCAUGCGGGACCCUACUCCAGCGCGCCGCCGCUGUCACACGCGCCUUCUUCGGACUUCCAGCCGCCGUACUUUCCUCCGCCGUACCAGCCGCUCGCUCACUACCAGAGCCAGGAUCCGUACUCCCACGUCAGCGACCCAUACUCCCUGAACUCCCUGCACCAGAGUCAGCAGGGAGCAUGGGGAGCCCGUCAGCGGCAAGACCCCACGGGGGACCGGAUGGAGAGCUCCGCUCUGCUGGCGCAGCCUCGGGCCUCGCUGCCCCAGCUAUCCGGGUUGGACCCACGGCGGGACUACGGAGGUGUAAGACGGCCUGAUGUGCUUCUUCACUCCGCUCACCCCGGACUGGAGCCUGGUAUGGGAGACGGACUGCUGCACGGGCUGCACGGUAUGGAGGAUAUUCCGACCGCUGAUGACACCAACGGGACGAACAUCCUGGAUCAAUCAGUGAUAAAGAAAGUCCCCAUGCCACCCAAGAACGUGGGCUCCCUGAUGCUCGGUAAGGACGGGCUGAUCGGAGGAGUGACUGUGAACAUAAACGAGGUGUUCUGCUCGGUACCAGGCCGCCUGUCGCUGCUCAGCUCCACUUCAAAGUAUAAAGUGACCGUAGGUGAAGUGCAGAGGAGACUGUCCCCGCCCGAGUGCCUCAACGCCUCCUUGUUGGGGGGUGUGUUGAGAAGAGCAAAGUCUAAAAACGGUGGGAAAUGCCUGAGAGAAAAGCUGGAGAAGAUUGGACUGAAUCUACCUGCUGGGAGACGCAAAGCUGCCAAUGUCACACUACUAACAUCUCUCGUGGAAGGUGAAGCGGUCCACCUGGCUCGGGAUUUCGGUUACAUCUGCGAGACGGAGUUUCCCACCAAAGCCGUGAGCGAGUACCUCAACCGGCAGCACGCGGACCCCAACGAGCUGCACACGCGGAAAAACAUGCUGCUGGCGACAAAACAGCUGUGUAAGGAGUUCACAGACCUGCUGGCCCAGGACAGGACUCCCCUGGGCAACUCAAGGCCCACCCCCAUCCUGGAGCCUGGCAUCCAGAGCUGCCUCUCCCACUUCUCCUUAAUCACGCAUGGUUUUGGUUCGCCCGCCAUCUGCGCUGCACUCACCGCCCUGCAGAACUACCUCACCGAGGCUCUCAAAGGACUCGACAAGAUGUUUCUCAACAACCCUCCCAACAACCGGCACGGGGAUGCUGGCAAGACCGGCGACAAAGAGGAGAAGCAGCGGAAAUGAAGCAGGAGAAGGAGGGGAGUGAUGAUCGAGAGCUGAGAAGGAGGCAGACACACAGACAGAGGCGUUACACCGUUACUUCUAGCUUUACACCCCUGCGACUGACCUGCCACGCACGGGGCUGAGGUGGAGGAGGAAGGGGAAGGCUCGGCAGAGAGAAAAAGGCAGAGGAAGACACCCGUGGGCCAGUGUCAGAGAGCACAGAGGGAUUUUUCAUCUGUGUUACGUUCUUUUCAUUCCCCUGAGGACAUGGUGGUUACUGUGUUACAUUCAUUUCGCUCCCCCUGCCUGCAUCCUGUGAGACUGAGAUGCUGUGAGCAGCCAACAAACAACAUUGUGUCUGUGUGCCUGAGUGAGUGUGUGCGUGUGUGUGUGUGUGUGUGUGUGUGUGUGUGUGUGUGUGUGUGUGUGUGUGUGUGUGUUUGUCUUCACACAGAAAAAGCAUUGUGAGAUUGGGUGAUGAGCAAUCUAUAUGUGAAACAGGGUUGUCUGGUUAUUUAACACAAGAGGAGGGAGAGGAGGGGAGGUGUUAAUUUAUGUGUGUAAAUAUUUAUUUAUAUUAAUUUAAAUGGAUGGUUGUGUAAAUAGGUGCGCCAGCUAUUUUGGAGUAGGCCUAUUAAUCUGUGAUUUGACCUUUGUGAGCCGUUUGGGGGACAGGACUCAUCCAGUGUUUUUCUGUUCUUAUAGAGCUGUUGUCAUGGUGCUGAUGAUGGGUAGACAUGCUUCUAAUUGUCCAGUGAUUUCAUUUCUAUCAUAUUGAUAAUAAACCAUGUGUUUUAUUA
Messenger RNA from Oreochromis niloticus (Nile tilapia), 3215 nucleotides. It is a transcript of the gene tfap2b, whose product is annotated as transcription factor AP-2 beta. Gene Ontology annotation, cellular component: nucleus. The record is from RefSeq and is a predicted model, not a curated record. Gene Ontology annotation, molecular function: DNA-binding transcription factor activity, RNA polymerase II-specific; RNA polymerase II transcription regulatory region sequence-specific DNA binding. Gene Ontology annotation, biological process: regulation of transcription by RNA polymerase II; regulation of cell population proliferation; anatomical structure development. Lineage: Eukaryota; Metazoa; Chordata; Actinopteri; Cichliformes; Cichlidae. The transcript is spliced from 7 exons. Bases 1123 to 2436 code for a protein of 437 amino acids.